AUGGAUGACGGAGGACAAGCCCGAGUGAAUGGUAAAAAUGGUUGGUACAUACCAAAUCCAAAUGGAUCCUUCGAGUGGUUUGACAACCAAGCCCUGGAGAAACGCCUAGUAGACCAAAACAAAUUUGGUAAACUGGAGAAAGUUAAAAAUCCUACAAAGUUUUUUCUCUAUAGCAAGGUCAAUCCCAGUGAGGGGACUCAAAUAACAACAAAUCGAAAAUCAGUGGAGAGAUCCUAUUUUGAUGCAAAUAAACCCACAUAUUUUCUCAUCCAUGGCUGGCUCAAUAGCUAUAAAACAAUAUUUAUUGAGAAGAUUCGCAACGCCAUGUUAAGGUACGAAGAUUGCAACGUAAUAGUUGUAGAUUGGCCCCGAGCCCGUAUUGGCUUUUUUUCUGCAUUUUUUGCUGUACCCGGAGUAGGAAAGCAGGUUGCCACUAUGAUCGAUUUCUUGCAUGAGCAGUUUGGCAUGUCCUUCGAAACAUUGACUGUUGUUGGUCAUAGUUAUGGCGGCCAAGUUUGUGGGUUUACUGGCAAAAACGUGAAAACUGGCAAAAUACACAAAAUUAUUGGUUUGGACCCCGCCGGUAUAGUAUUCUUCUACGACAAACCAGAGGCCCGUUUAGCCAUCACAGAUGCUGUCUAUGUGCAGGUAAUUCAUACCGAUGCGGGUAAACUUGGUUUUAAAGAACCCAUUGGAAACAGUGAUUUCUAUGUGAAUGGAGGUAAUUCCCAACCAUUGUGUGGACCUGAAGUAAUCGGAAUUUGCUCCCAUUUGCUUUCCUGCUACUACUAUGCUGAAGUGCUUGAACUGAACGAUUUUGGAAGUAUUAGGUGCGACGACUUUGAACAUGCGAAAAUGAAGAACUGUGGUUCUAUCUUUUCGGGAGUUCGCAUGGGUGCUCGCGAUGUCCAGGAAGAAGUUGAAGGUAUAUUCUUUGUACCUGUUCGUUUCAAAUAUCCAUUUGGUGUGCUAAACUCAACCGAUACUACGAAUGCGUUCACUACUUGGAGUGGCAAUUGA
Molecule: messenger RNA, 1020 nt
Organism: Stomoxys calcitrans (stable fly)
Lineage: Eukaryota; Metazoa; Arthropoda; Insecta; Diptera; Muscidae
Product: phospholipase A1-like
Exons: 1
Coding region: 1-1020 (339 amino acids)
Biological process (GO): lipid metabolic process
Molecular function (GO): lipase activity
Source: RefSeq, a predicted model, not a curated record